Molecule: messenger RNA, 4337 nt
Organism: Thunnus maccoyii (southern bluefin tuna)
Lineage: Eukaryota; Metazoa; Chordata; Actinopteri; Scombriformes; Scombridae
Gene: usp1
Product: ubiquitin specific peptidase 1
Exons: 9
Coding region: 385-2844 (819 amino acids)
Biological process (GO): protein deubiquitination
Cellular component (GO): nucleus; cytosol
Molecular function (GO): cysteine-type deubiquitinase activity; cysteine-type endopeptidase activity
Source: RefSeq, a predicted model, not a curated record
CUGAGCUUUGAGAAUAUAAGUAUUUUAUGUUUGUAUAUGUUUUUUCAGAAUUCUAUGCGCAUUUACAUGUUAUAUGUCGAGGCUUGAAAUACGUUUAAUGUCAAUAUUGAUCGGUAUCUGAACAUUUCUGCCGGAUGUUUUGAUAUCGUGUUGGUGUUUCACCGGCGGUGCAGCAGCCAGUCGGUUUUCCAGUAGGAAAAAGCGCCAACUUCUGCGGCACCGUGGUCUGAAUUGACAAACACUCUGUAAAUGGCUUUAAGGCUGGAUAUUCCGUAAAAUAUACUCAACUUCAGUCUGGGAUGACUUUUUUAGUGAGGUGCGCUGUUGCAUCUCCGAAGUGAAAAUCACCCUCAAGACUCCGGGAGAAAAAAAAAAAAAAAAAAGAUGCCAGGUCUGCAAGGUGAACACGUUGUGGCGGCGCAGGGGAGCCCCAUCAAGAAGAGCAAACUGUCUCUGAAGUUCUUCCAGAAGAAAGAAACCAAACGGGCUCUGGAUUUCUCUGAACCUCAAGCAGAUGAAGCCAAAUCAGUUGAACCAGUGGAGCCUGAGCCAAGCAGCUGUGAUCAGAUGGUUCCUGGUCCGUCUCCAUGUCCGACCUCGCCCGGCCUGCUGCUGCCAUGUGAGAAGAGAGAGAACUUGGUGCCGUUUGUGGGGCUCAACAACCUGGGCAACACCUGCUAUUUAAACAGCGUCUUACAGGUGUUGUACUACUGCCCGGGACUCAUGGAAGGCAUAAAGAAACUGUACAACCUGUCUAAAAAGAAAGAAAAAGCAAAGGAAGAAACCGAUAAAAGUGAAGAGACGGAAGGUUUAGCAGAGUCCCUGCCGGCUCAUAUUGAGCUCCUAGGGAGUUUCAACAGUCUGAUAACAUCAGUGGAGCAGCUGCAGUCCAGCUUCCUACUCAACCCCGACAGCUUCAGUGAAGGCGAGCUCGCCACGCCGCCUCGUAAAAUACUACACACACUCAGGCAGCUGAACCCCAUGUAUGAAGGUUAUCUUCAGCAUGAUGCCCAGGAAGUUCUGCAGUGCAUCCUGGGAUACAUCCAGGAGGCCUGUGACACCAUCAGGAAGGAGCAGCAGUCGGAGAGGGAGGCCGAUGACGUGACAGAGGUCAAAACGGAGGACGGCGCCCAGUUGUGCUCCGGCAGCUCCGCGACAGAACCCAAAACUCCCGAAGAGGAGGACGGCCAAGUCAGCGGCAAGAGAAAGAGCGACACCGAGGUGGGAAACGCCAAAAAGAAGCCAAAAGCUGCCAAGGCGAAGAAAUCGGAUUCAGAGGAAGACAGCGGUAAUAGAAAUAAACCCUUCACCCGCUCCAAAAGGAAGUCCUCCAGUGAAAUUACAAUAGACAGCACCCAGGACAAAGACGGAGAGCAGGAAGAGGCGGAUGAGAGGAUGAAGAAGCAGGAGAAAGGAGAGAGCGACAGCGAGGGGAAAAGUGAAAAAGCAUCUAAAGAGGCAGACGGGAAAAGACAGAAGAGAGCUAAACUGAGCUGGCUGAGACCUUCAGGGAAUCAGCCCAGCAUCUUCUCCAAGUUCCGCAGCGUGGGGAAGAUCACCUCCGGGACUGUGAAGAACCAGACGAAAGCAGAGCAAGAGAACGAACCGACGGACGACAGAACCGAGAACGAGAAGAGCAGUCGAGAGCCGUCGCCCCAAAAUAUGAAUGAAGACAAAAAGGCAGUGAAACAUCAAGAGGGCCUGGACCUGAUGGAGCGCUUGUUCCAGGGCCAGCUGGUUCUGAGGACUCGUUGUCUGGAGUGCGAGAGCUUCACAGAGAGGAGAGAGGACUUCCAGGACAUCAGUGUCCCAGUGCUGGAUGACCAACCCAGCAGCCCUGACGACCUCUCUGAGGUCUCUCCAGAUCCGAAACCAGAGCUGAAGACUCUGAAAUGGGCCAUUGCCCAGUUUGCGUCGGUCGAGCGCAUCGUUGGAGAGGACAAGUACUUCUGUGAGACCUGUCAUCAUUACACUGAGGCUGAGAGAAGUCUUCUGUUUGACAAAACUCCUGAAAUCAUCACCAUUCACCUGAAGCGCUUCUCUGCCAACAGUCUAGAGCUGGACCCCUACAUGGGUCUGUCCAAAGUGAACACUCCCUUACAGACCCCUCUGACCUUGUCUCUGGAGGAGUGGUGCACCCGUCCCUCCUCUGCUAAAGGUCAACACUAUCAGCUCUUUGCCGUGGUCAUGCACAGCGGCGUCACCAUCAGCAGCGGCCACUACACCGCCUACGUCCGCAUGUCCGAUCUAAAAGACGUGAAGCUCUGGCUGCGGGACGGAAAAGAAACAGAAAAGGAGGAGGAAGAGGAGAGUAAAGAGGGGACGCAGGUGAAAGAUGAAGCUCUGGACUACGACGAUGGCGAGGUGUCUUUCAGCCUGAACGCGCGGGGACAGAGAGGCGCUAGCUUCAAGACGGGAGGCAAGAAGCUGUCAGAGGGUGGCGUCGGACUCUUGGGAGGCCAGAGGAGUUUUUCUAGUUAUGACCUCGGGAACGGCGGCAGCAAGCACGCAGAUAAAGCAGCCGGCAGCGGGACGACGGAGGGAUCGAAACGGAGAAAAAACAUUAAGAGCCAGAGCCAGAACGCUGAAGCAGGACUUAAAAAGGAGCCUGAGGCCGGAGAUGGAGCGGAAGCAUCGGGGGCUUCCUGCGGCGGGAUCGAGGCCACGGAGCAGCAGGCUUUGAGCAACCUCCUCGAAUACGAGGGCAAAUGGAUGCUGUUUGACGAUUCAGAGGUGCGUUUGUUUGAGGAAGAGGACUUCCUACGAGCCUGCUCUCCCGAGACGUGCUCCUCUUCCACACCUUACCUGCUGUUUUACAGAAGAAUGCCUGAGCCCGGACACUGACACGAACACGAGGGCUGCUGUUGACUCAGGGGGUCGCGCCAAGUCAGGUCUUUAUUAUUUUGUCAUACUUCAAAACAGUGCCAAAAAUACUGUGGCUGCCAUAUUAAGCUCCUCAUAUUGCAACAGUCUGGUCUCACUGUGAACGAAGGCUGUUCAAUCCUUCUCAUGGACUCCCCUCAAAGAUCUCUGGGUUAAAAAGUCAUAUUUUACAAAUACUCAGACAGAAGAGGGGUUUCAUUUUCUAUGUACCAGAAAUGACUUUGGCUAUUUUGUCUUUUUUUUUUUUUAUGUGACUGCCUCGCCUCUGUACACUGAAUACGGGGGCUCGUCUUUUUGCUGUUUGUCUGUACUUUUAUUCUACUUUCCUGGACACUGGCUUUAAUACUCUCAGUGUCUGUAACAUGUUCUGUUUUUUGAUUUUGUUUUCUCAGUUAUUUGGUUUGUAUUGGUCCUUUUUUUUUUUUUUUUUACAAAUUGGAAAAAGCACUUUUGAACUAAAACUUUGAGUGAAAAUGCAAAUGUUCCGGAAAAGUUUUUUUUUUUGUAGCUGGAAGCUUUUCUAUAUCACAUUAAUUUGCAUUUACAAGAGCCUGUGGGUGCUGUAUAUUUGGAAUGAAUUUCUCAACUGUAAAGUCAAAUAAAAACACAAAUCCAUCCAUUUUCAUAAGGUUAAGGAGAACAUGUGCCACAGACAUUUUUUUUCCUAAAUAUUUCCUUUAUCAGCUUUUAUGAAAGUUUAUCCUUUGCACUGAUCCCUUGUUUUUUUUUUUAUACAAACAUGAUCACGCUUUUUCUUGUACAUCUCAAACCUAAAGAUUUAUGCAUCUAUGCUGGAGAAACUUACGGUGUUGGACUGAUUGAUAACAGUAACAAUAACAGCAGAUAUUUACAAAAACAGACUAAAAUGUCAAGCAUCUAAUAUAUGCAAAGCUUAUACUGAACACGUUGGAUGGCACAGUCAAUGCUCAAAGUUCAUGCAGGGUGCAAAAUGAAGGUAUCUAAAAAUUUAAAAUUUCUUAUGUAAGAUAUCAGAUUUUUAAUAAGAUACAUUUAGCAAGUUUAAGAAACACUGCAUCACUUUUUGAGCUUGCAAACCAGGAUCUGAGUCCGUUGUUUAUCUCAUUUAAUUCAGUCAGUCGAUGACUUCACUUGUAAUUCUGUUCUCAUGCUGUGAGGAGAAGGAAGAGUCAGAGACCGGAGGGUUUUUAAAACCUGCCGAGCAACGUAAACAAGCGAGACUCUGAUUCCCACAGCAUAUGACCUACCUCCAGUUCUGUUUCUCUACUUGUUCUUUCAAAGAAGACUAUCUGUCAGGAAGUUAAUUAAUGGAAAAAACAAUUAAGCAAGCACGAAACAAAUUUAAGCCAUAAUCACGACAAGAUUUGAGCACACUGGGACGGAUUUAAAAGAGCAAAACAAGUUCAAAUCACAAGAGAACAGAAUUACAAAUGUCUUAAGUGAAAAGGGGAGGGAUUUGGUCGUUUCCUCACAGC